Sipha flava (yellow sugarcane aphid) is the source of this 825-nucleotide messenger RNA. Its product is annotated as zinc finger BED domain-containing protein 4-like. Gene Ontology annotation, molecular function: protein dimerization activity. Lineage: Eukaryota; Metazoa; Arthropoda; Insecta; Hemiptera; Aphididae. Bases 1 to 825 code for a protein of 274 amino acids. The record is from RefSeq and is a predicted model, not a curated record. The transcript has a single exon.
AUGGUUUAUAGAAUUUUGAAAAUAAAGGAUCCAGUGCUAUCCACAUUAGCCAUUAUUAAUAAUGAUCUAAACACUAUCACAUUUGAUGAGUGGAAUGUAUUGAAAGUGCUAUGUCAAAUAUUAAAAAUAUUUUAUGAUGUAACUAAUGAAAUAAGCUCAGAAAAUUAUAUAUCUAUAUCUAAAGUAACAAUAUUUUCAAGGGCGAUGGUCAACUAUGUAUCAGGGUUCACUAAUAACAGUAUAAUGCCAACUGAAAUUUGUUCAGUGGCAAAAAUUCUUAAAGAUAAAUUACAUUCAAGAUCUGACCAGCUUGAAAAUAAUGAAGUUGUGAUGCAAUCAAUAUUAUUAGAUCCACGUUUCAAAAAACAAGGAUUUCCAAAUGAUCAAAAAUACCAAUCGGCAUAUCAAUCUUUAUCAAGGAAAGUGCAAAUCGUAUCUAUCGGACAAGAUGCUCAAGAACCAGAAGCAACAUUAGGUAUUGGUCCACUUUCUGGACCGGAGACUAUUUGGAAGGAUUUUGAUACCAGAGUUAUUGCAGUAAGUGGUGGUUCGAAUGUGACAGUAGCUGGUAUAUUAGAAUUGGAUCGAUACAUUGCUGAACCUUUAUUAAAAAGAACGGAAGAUCCAUUAGUUUGGUGGAAUGAACGUAAGUUAAUUUAUCCAAAACUAUACCAAUUAGUUUGUCGUAGGUUAUGCGUUGUAGCCACAUCAGUUCCAUGCGAGCGCAUUUUCUCUAAGACUGACAUGGUGUUGACGGAGAAACGGUCAAGACUCACGACUGACAAAGUUGAAAAGUUGUUGUUCCUAAAUCAUAAUUUAGAUUAA